Messenger RNA from Aureobasidium uvarum, 2322 nucleotides. The record is from the annotation of a GenBank genome assembly. Lineage: Eukaryota; Fungi; Ascomycota; Dothideomycetes; Dothideales; Saccotheciaceae.
GUCAUCCGAGCAAUCUCGAAAUGCUUCCCAACUGAACCGGCUGAAGAUUCGCAACCUGCACCUCCUGUCUACGAUUCCAAGAGACAUGACUUCAAAAGAAAGCCAGUGGGCUCCGGUACAUCAUCAAGCUCAACAUGGACCGUGAAGCUCAAUAUCGUGAUCCAAGUUGUGGGCAGUCGUGGAGAUGUGCAACCCUUUAUCGCUUUGGGCACUGAGCUCCAGCGUUAUGGUCAUAGAGUCCGACUUGCUACCCACGACUUGUUUGCAGCCUUUGUCCGUCAAGCCGGGCUCGAAUUUUAUCCAAUAGGAGGAGACCCUGCGUCGUUGAUGGCCUACAUGGUCAAGAAUCCCAGUCUCAUACCUUCGGUGAAGACAAUGAUGUCUGGCGAGAUCAGCCGCAAACGUCGCAUGGUCGCCGAGAUGUUAGAUGGAUGCUGGAACUCAUGUGUUCUGCCAGACCAGUUCAGUGGUGAGCCUUUUGUUGCGGAUGCAAUCAUCGCCAACCCUCCUAGCUUUGCCCAUGUCCAUUGUGCGCAAGCUCUAGGUAUCCCUGUUCACCUCAUGUUCACAAUGCCGUGGACCAACACUCGCGCUUUUCCGCAUCCUCUGGCAAAUUUGACCAACGUCGAUGGAAGCUAUGCGGCAGCAAACUAUCUGUCAUAUCAUGUCGUGGAAUGGAUGACCUGGCAAGGCAUUGAACUGGAACCUAUCAAUUUUAUGGACGGCCCGACAUUAGCACGUAUGCUCAAAGUUCCCUUCACGUACUGCUGGUCACCAGCGUUGGUGCCUAAGCCUAGGGACUGGCCUGAGUACAUCGAUGUGUGUGGUUUCUUUUUCCGCGAUACGCCUACAUACAGUCCUGAGCCAGCUCUUAUGGACUUCCUAGCUGCAGGACCUGCGCCCGUAUACAUCGGCUUCGGCAGCAUUGUGCUCGAUGAUCCUGCAAAAAUGCUGUCCAUAAUUGUUGACGCCGUGAAAGCAGCUGGUGUGAGAGCCAUCAUCUCGAAAGGAUGGUCCAACUUUGGCGGUGACGUGGGCAAGAACAUAUAUUACAUUGGUGACUGCCCACAUGAGUGGUUGUUCCCACGCAUGGCAGCUGUUGUGCAUCAUGGUGGUGCAGGCACUACCGCCUGUGGGCUCAAGAACGGACUGCCGACCCUGCCCUUCUGGGGCCAUAUGAUUGCUAAUGCCGGUGCUGGACCCAAGCCUCUGCCGCCACGCCAGAUGACUGCUGGCACGUUAGCUGAUGCCAUCCGUUUUCUUAUGAGAGAGGGGACAUCAACAGCAGCCAAGGCUAUCGCCAGACGCAUGUCACACGAACAGGGGGUCCAGGCUGCUGUAAACUCUUUCCACAGACAUCUCCCACUCGAAGCCAUGAGAUGUGAUCUUGUACCAGACCAGCCGGCCGUCUGGAUGCUCAAGUCAGGUCGCAAUCAAGUCAAGAUCUCCAAGCAGGCUGCUGAGAUAUUGACAUCACAACGCAGUAGUCUACGGAGAGAUCUCAGGNCCCAAAUCACUAUCGAGCCUGUUCGCUGGGAUGCCGUGAGCGGCGGAGCCUCGGCCUCAAUCAAGACAAUAAUGGACAUCACAGGUUGCGUGACCGGCAUGGUCACUGAUCCAAUCAAAGUGUACCGCGAGGAAAAGCAACGACAGGACCGAGCCAGUGCGGUCGAUGUAAUGGUCGAAUCCCAACAGCUAGCUGAGACCAACAGCCAUCAGGAUUCGAGCGCAAGUAUCCAUACAACCGCAUCAACGAAAGCACGCGACAAACAACCAUCCGCAGGGAGUAAAGCAGCGUUGGCAGGUGUAAAGAGCAUCGGCUGGUUGGGGCCAAAAGUCGUCAAAGGUAUGGUGGUCGAUAUACCACUGGCCAUGGCAGAAGGCUUCCACACCGCACCCAGGUUCUAUGGCGAUGAGGUAAGAGAUCACGGCAAAGUGACAGGCGUUGGAAGCGGCUUUGCAGUGGCUGGCAAGACUUUCGCAUACGGCCUAUACGAUGGAAUAUCUGGGCUUGGUGUGCAGCCUUACAAGGACUACAAGAAGUCGGGGAGUGUGGGCAUAGCGACCGGACUGGGCAAGGGAUUGGCCGGACUUGUGACCAAACCUGGAGCUGCUAUGGUUGGUGUAUUGGCGUAUCCAGCGGCUGGUAUCGCGAAGAGUGUGCGGGCUGCCGUGUACAACAAAUCGCGCAAGCUGGUCGAAUUGCAACGUAUUGCUGAAGGCGAAUGGUUGGCCGAACAUCAUCAGUGGACUGGGAGCCAGGUGGUUGCGUUGAUGGAGAACUUUAACGCUCUGGGAUCGAAGAAGGGUAAAGAGCCAUGU